UUUUUAACGACUCUUUCUGUUUUCAGUCUCCGUUCGAUGUGCAUUUAGUACUUGGUUCGAUCUGUUUAAACAAGCUAUCAGUGCAAACGAGAGAAAUAAGGUAUUCUCCAGAAAUGACUUGUACUUCCAUGUUCAUGGUGGCAAGAUUUGACUUGCAUCAUGCCAGUUUACUGCUUGUCCUGUCCCGUCGGUCCGUGUUGUUCAGAGUUUUCAGCUCCCAAUCCCAAAUCAGCCGCAGCCUCAAAGAGAGCUACAGGCUGCUACAGUUGCCGGAUGAAGGUCAGAGCAGCCCUGCACAAAUUAAGGAAUCGUACCUGCGCCUGGCCAAGCUCUACCACCCGGAUUCUGGAGCAGCCACCGCAGAUGCAGCGUUGUUUUCACGGGUGGAGGAGGCGUACCGGUCAGUUCUUGCUCAUCAAAGCAAGAUUGUGCAGCCUGAUCUGGUGAAGGGGGAGGAGGAUGAUGAAAAGUCUCGCAGUGCAGCUCCUCAGCACAGACACUACCUCAGUUAUGAAGGUGUGGGCUCAGGCACGCCGAGCCAGCGUGAGCGCCAGUAUCAACAGUUCCGUGUGGAUCGAGCCUCUGAGCAGGUGUUGAACUACAGACAGAGAGAGCAUGAGAGAGCUGCUGCUGCCGAGGGGGCCCUGGUGGAACGAGACAUGCGUCAGCGUAGCCGGAAGAUUAAAAUCACCCAGGCUGUCGAAAGGCUGGUGGAGGACCUUAUACAGGAGUCCAUGGCUCGUGGAGACUUCAGGAAUCUGAGCGGAGCUGGGAAGCCUCUCAAUAAGUUUGAGCAUAAUCCUUACGCUGAUCCAAUGACACAUAACCUGAACCGCAUCCUCAUUGACAAUGGUUAUCAACCGCCCUGGGUCGUCACGCAGCGAGACAUCCGGGAGAAAAUAGCUGAAAUCCGACAUACUCUUUUGCAAGGAAAGGCCAGACUGUCCGACUCCUGGACGUCAAAGGAGCAGAGCGAGUGGGAGCAGCUGUGUGCUUCAGUCCAAGACGAAAUAAAACGGCUAAAUAAGUUGGUGGACAAUUAUAACCUUGUUGUUCCGAUGCUUAAAAUGCAGAUGGUUCAUUUCAACCUGACAAGGGAGAUUGAGCGUGCGGAAAAGGCAGCUCAACAGCAUCGACUGGACCAGCAGAAAGAACGGGAAAAGGAGAGGCAGAGGAGAAAAGAGGAGAAAAAAAAAGCUAAUGCUGCUGCUGCUGAAGCCAAUAAAAAAAAGCCAAGCGUGAUGACUUGGAUGCAGAAGGUGCUUAGGUUAAGAAUAUAAAGACUCUGAUGUUGAGAGUGACAAUCAUUUAUUGUUAACUAACUUACGUCACAUGAAGCUGUUCAAAUCCAUCCAAGUGUUACUGUGUGAA
Molecule: messenger RNA, 1371 nt
Organism: Synchiropus splendidus (mandarinfish)
Lineage: Eukaryota; Metazoa; Chordata; Actinopteri; Syngnathiformes; Callionymidae
Gene: dnajc28
Product: DnaJ (Hsp40) homolog, subfamily C, member 28
Exons: 2
Coding region: 114-1280 (388 amino acids)
Source: RefSeq, a predicted model, not a curated record